Carya illinoinensis is the source of this 993-nucleotide messenger RNA. Its product is annotated as LEAF RUST 10 DISEASE-RESISTANCE LOCUS RECEPTOR-LIKE PROTEIN KINASE-like 2.5. The coding region runs from base 43 to 993 and encodes 316 amino acids. Gene Ontology annotation, biological process: protein phosphorylation. Lineage: Eukaryota; Viridiplantae; Streptophyta; Magnoliopsida; Fagales; Juglandaceae. The record is from RefSeq and is a predicted model, not a curated record. The transcript has a single exon. Gene Ontology annotation, molecular function: ATP binding; protein kinase activity.
CCAUUUUCAAUAAGAAGAUACAGUUACUCAGAUAUCAAGAAAAUGACCAACUUCUUCAGAGAUCAAUUAGGCCAAGGAGGCUAUGGUUGUGUCUACAAGGGAAAGUUGCAAGAUGGCUCUUUUGUAGCAGUGAAAGUUUUGAAAGAAUCAAAAGGAGAUGGAGAGGAAUUCAUUAACGAGGUUACGAGCAUUAGUAGAACCUCCCAUGUCAACAUUGUUACUCUUAGAGGCUUUUGCUUUGAGAGUUCUAAAAGAGCUCUAAUCUAUGACUUUAUGCCUAAUGGAUCUCUCGAGAAGUUCAUAUACCAAAAAGCCCCACCAAAAGUUGAUCAUCAUCAAUUGGGAUGGGAAACAUUAUACAUGAUUGCAGUUAGCAUAGCUCGAGGAUUAGAGUACUUACACAGAGAUUGUAACACACAAAUCUUGCAUUUUGACAUUAAGCCUCACAACAUUCUUCUGGAUAAGAACUUCUGUCCAAAGAUUUCUGAUUUUGGCCUUGCAAAAAUAUGCCCUAGAGAAAAAAGUAUCAUAUCAGUGGUGGGUGCAAGAGGCACCGUGGGAUAUAUAGCUCCGGACGUAUUUUGUAGAAAUUUUGGAGGGGUCUCACAUAAAUCCAAUGUCUAUAGCUACGGAAUGAUGGUUUUAGAAAUAGUUGGGGGUACAAAUAAUAUAGAUGAUGAGACUGAUCAUACCAGUGAAACAUACUUUCCACAUUGGAUAUACAAACACCUUGAACUAGAUAAAGAACUAUGGAUGCAAGGUAUCAUAAAUGAAGAGGACGAACAAAAUAUAAAGAAGAUGCUAAUAGUGGGUUUGUGUUGUAUACAGACCGAUCCGUCAAAUCAUCCGGCGAUGAGUAGAGUUGUGGAUAUGCUAGAAGGAAGCCACGACUCUUUGCAAAUCCCACCGAAGCCUUUUUUGUCUUCCCCAUCACGACCUCUAGGUGAUUCUUCGACUACAGUGGCUCUCCAUUAUGAUUCUAUUAUAUCCUGA